UGUACUUGCAACACGACGCUCAUUCACUCCUCUCCUGGCCACCACUUGCAGCUGCCGCAGCGACCGUGGCACCUACCACAGUGAGGUACUCCGCCACUGUCAUCAGGUCAAACCGAGCGUAUAAAACCAGCAGUAGGAUAAACUGAAGACGUUGAUUAUCGAGACCAUCGUCGUCUAGAUUACGGACUUUCAGGCCUCUCCUACGUGGAGUGUUUAUCGCCAAAGACUCGCUUGCAGUCUCUGCUUUUCUCCGGCGUUCUCCCGUCUCUUACUCCCGCCUAUCGCGGAUCCCUCCAGCUACGAUCAUGGCCACUGCUGUUGCGUCGCCCGAAAAAGACACAGAUAGGAGAGCAAGCAAAGACCUUCCACAUCUCUCCCUAUCGUUGGAGUCGCCACCCUCCUCCUCACCCUUCCCGUCACCAUCAUCUUCCUUCAUCCCACCCCCAAUGCCGGGUGCACAUGAAUAUGCGAACAAGCUACACAUACCCGCGAAGAAAAAGCAACGCGAGAGCGGCGAUAGCAAUACUUCCUCCGUUGCUACGGCACCUACAUCCGCAGUUGCGUCCGCACCUUCAGCCACGACAACUUCGACUACCAACUCUCCUGAAAAUGGCAUUGCGAAGCCAAACCGUUCGUCCGGCUGCGACAAAUCGUUACUCUCGAAACAUUUUGAUGAACUGGCGGAGCCAAGUGGCGAUUUAAAGGACAAGUCACUCGCGCAUCGAACGAGUCUUAAUUCCUCGCGACGCGCUCCUCCUUCACCUAGUGUCUCUCGGCGCACAUCUGCCGCACACACAAACAACAAUAGUGUCUCCCUGUCGCGUGCUCCUUCAAAUGCUAAUGCAUUGGCUGCGUCUGCAGCAAAGGGGAAACGUCGCUCGAGAAGCGUCAAGAUCCGUGACUUCGCUUAUCCAUCUUCCGACGUCCGACAUGUCGGCCAAGGACCCGAUGCCCCGCGCCCAGGACGUUCACGCCCUGCUUCAGAAUACGAAGAUAUGAUCGGAGCUGGAGGGUCGCGCCGGAAUUCCGGAUGGGGAGCAUUCCGAUGGGCUGGCAGCAAACUUUGGGGUUUCGCUCUCGGAGGAGGCAAACAACGAGGUUCGACGAAUGAGGGUGCGGACGGUGGAUUCAUGCCAACUUCGAGUGAUUUCGCGAGGAACUUUGAUGUCUCGAGUCCGAAUGAUGAAUACCCAACUACGGGCUUCCAAGGACUAGGACAAACUGAUGCGGAUUCUGAAGAAAUGUCCUCAGAGGUUGACUCCGAGUACGCAGAAGGAUACCCAGAUCAAGAUGCACCCCUUCUGCCUGGUUUAUACCGUGCACUAUAUGCAUUUGUGCCUGAGGGUACAGCGGAGAUGGCGCUGGGAGAAGAUCAAGUGGUGCGUAUUGUGGGACGGGGUGGAGGAGUUGGGUGGGCUGUUGCAGAAGACGAGCAGGGGAACCACGCACUUGUUCCCGAAAGCUAUUUAGAGAUUGUAAAGCUUGAUGAACCUACUGGAGAAGAUGACAGGGAAGGGAUCCAUUAAAAUGGAUGAUUUGGUCUUUGGAUGGAUGUUUUCUUGCCUAUUCAGACAUUUUAUUUUAACAUAGCUCUCUUUACCUUCCCCCUUUUAUUGUACUUUUCCUGCUGCUUUCUUCUGUUUUGCGGAUCCUCCCUUUGUUUUUCUCGGGUCCUCGUAUAUUGAUUUGUUGAGGACCGUCAUGCGCUGGUCGCAUCGGUUCGGGCGUGUGCACAAGCCCAGUUUCCUGACCAUUGCAUUUCAACAUUCCUGAACCUCAAAACUAUACGUAUUUUACAUAUGCAAUUUCCAACCUAAGUAUUCUCAGCCAAACCCCGCCAUUCCUUCUCCAUCGUUCCUCUAACAAUUCAUCAUCUCAAGUGUCAAGUGCUCCCCAAGUAUAUCAAUAUUCUUUCCUUCGCCUUUCCUUUCCUCCACAAUCCUGUUGCAUGUUCUAUAUCUCCGGUUUCUUCUUUACCUGACUAAGUACCGUUCUACCUACUUAUGUUUACCUAGCCCAUGAUAUUAUUCCUUUGCCAUUGUGUCAUUGUGUCAUUGUGUC
Molecule: messenger RNA, 2061 nt
Organism: Fomitiporia mediterranea MF3/22
Lineage: Eukaryota; Fungi; Basidiomycota; Agaricomycetes; Hymenochaetales; Hymenochaetaceae
Exons: 3
Coding region: 306-1526 (406 amino acids)
Molecular function (GO): protein binding
Source: RefSeq, a predicted model, not a curated record